AUGACCCCUACACAAAUCAACAACCUGGAGGAUCUCUUCCGCUUCCACAAAGACACAAGAAUCGUCAAACAUAAAGCAACCCGACUGACUGCACCUGGUGAAAAUUAUGGGAGCCUAAUGCUCAAAAUAGACGUCGCUGUGGAAACCUCUGCGGGACUCGACGAAAUCCACGUUGUAGCGAAAACGGUGCCACCCGAUGAAACCACUCAACAAAUGUUCAAUACCGAGAAGACUUUCCGUAACGAGAUAGCUUUCUAUAAAGAGAUGGUACCGCUGUGGCAGAGUUUCCAAAGAGAGCAUGGAGUGAAAGACGUUAUUGAUUGCUUCCCCAAGUACUACUGUAGUAGGUUAAAUUUAAACUGUGACACAACUAGAGUGGACUCGAACGGGGUACUACUUUUGGAAAAUCUGAAAGUGGCAGGCUACGAGAAUGUCGAACGCACGCAAGGGUUUGAUUUAAACGCAGCGAAGCUAGUGGUUCGCGACUUGGCGCAUCUGCACUCAGUAGCUUUGGCACUACGACUUCAAAAACCGUCGAUUUUUGAGACACAAGUACUACCGUAUUUGUCACCAUGGAGGGUGAGCGUCGACUUCCACUACAAAACUAAAGCGAAACUCGAAAAAAAAAUCGGUACUAUCCCAGAAUUGGAGUCUUUGAAGGAGAGGAUUCUUGUAGCAUUCGACCAAAAACUCAAACCGUCGGAAUGCAGAGAACCUUUUGCUACGGUUAUUCACAACGACUGUUGGGUCAACAACACUAUGGAGUGCGCGUACGCGUCUCCUGCGAAAGAUCUCGUUUUCUUUUUGUUUUCGAGUGUGAAGAACCAAGUUUUGGAGAAACAUUACCAGGAGUUGGUUGAGUGGUACUACCAAACUUUUGUGUCUAUGUUAAAGCAGCUGGGGUGCGAUCUUCGGUUGUUUUCGUUUGAGGGGUUGGAGAGGGAGUUGGAUUUUGAGGCAAGGCAUUCACAGUUUGGGCAUUUGAUGUUCAUGCUUUACCCGAUUUUUGCUCCUAAGAAUGACAAGUUGGCGGAAUGUUCGCCGGCUGAUUUGUUGGAGAUUGUCCCGACGGAGUUGCAUAAGGACAAACGAACUUAUACCGCUGAAACAGUACCUACUAAAACAACUCAAAAUCUUGAAAGAAGGAACGUCGAACAAAUAAAAAAAAACGCGACGGCUUAUUUUAAUGAAAAUUUGCUAAAAAUUUGUUCAGAAUUUUUUGAUAGAACUAAGGAAGCGCCAAAAUUCCUUCCCAGCGACUCUAGGACCUUGUUUAAAUUGGACGAUUACAAUAGAAUGAUGAAACAAAGAUAG
Molecule: messenger RNA, 1314 nt
Organism: Zophobas morio
Lineage: Eukaryota; Metazoa; Arthropoda; Insecta; Coleoptera; Tenebrionidae
Exons: 4
Coding region: 1-1314 (437 amino acids)
Source: RefSeq, a predicted model, not a curated record